AUGACUCUUGAGUUUGACACUAAUGCAGUGAACCGCUUCACAACCGCUUGUGCCAAGGUUCAGAAAGAGGCGACGGCAGGCCCCGCCGCACAGUCAGGGAUCGGGCAGCCCACUCUGUCGUUGUGUAAACAAGGCGAUGCAUCAAAAUCCAAUGUGCACCUAGCACUUGAUAACGUGAAUAAAACUGAUGAUCCUGGAUACGCUGAGGCACAGCAACGAAUUGGCACCGAAAUGGGGCGUCUACCAGUCUUCAUUGGUAGAUAUAUUGGACCCGUAAUAAAGCUGAUCCUUUUGGCUUCAAUCGUGGUGGAUACCGGAUAUUUAUUAUAUGAAUAUCGAGUGAAAACACAUGUGAUCCCAUUCCUGUCGUCAAGAUUUACGACUCAUAGAGUUAACGGAAGUCCUCGUGAUUGCGAGAAUGGCAGUUGGUGGUUCCAUCCCUCCGGGUCGGGACACCAGCCCUGGCAACACAUCCUGCAGGAAGAAAUCGCAUUUCCAAUCGCGUACACUAUCAUGGCCUUCGAGAGACCAGAUCAGGUGUGGCGCCUGCUUCGUGCAAUCUACAGGCCGCACAAUUUCUACUGUGUGCACUUUGACCAAAAGAGCCCUCUCCUCUACAAGAAUUUACCAUUCCUACAUGUCGGUGCUGGAGGCGGACUUGGCCUGCAUGCGUGCUCUCUGGCAAUUGCCGAGGAAGAAUGUGACGAGUGA
Molecule: messenger RNA, 711 nt
Organism: Mesocestoides corti
Lineage: Eukaryota; Metazoa; Platyhelminthes; Cestoda; Cyclophyllidea; Mesocestoididae
Source: the annotation of a GenBank genome assembly